This is a messenger RNA of Beta vulgaris subsp. vulgaris (sugar beet), 1401 nucleotides long. Its product is annotated as patatin-like protein 1. The coding region runs from base 1 to 1212 and encodes 403 amino acids. Gene Ontology annotation, biological process: lipid metabolic process. The record is from RefSeq and is a predicted model, not a curated record. Lineage: Eukaryota; Viridiplantae; Streptophyta; Magnoliopsida; Caryophyllales; Amaranthaceae. Gene Ontology annotation, molecular function: glycerophospholipase activity; monoacylglycerol lipase activity. The transcript has 8 exons.
AUGGAAGGGUUAUCCUCCAAACUUGAACCCCCUAAUCAUGGUAAUCUCAUAACAAUUUUAAGUAUUGAUGGGGGAGGCAUUAGGGGAAUAAUCCCUGCAGUUAUGCUUGAAUUCCUUGAAUCACAACUCCAGAAGUUAGAUGGUGAGGAAGCAAGAUUGGCUGAUUAUUUUGAUGUUAUUGCCGGAACGAGCACUGGUGGCCUCAUAACUGCCAUGUUAACCGCCCCUAACGACAAAACUCGGCCACUCUACGCCGCCAAGGAGAUUACUCCUUUUUAUCUUGAGCAUAGUCCGAAGAUCUUCCGCCAACCAAGGUAUGGGAUAUUUGGUUCAAUAGGGACUCUAAUGAAGCUGCUAAGCGGGCCGAAAUACGAUGGAAAGUACCUUCACAAUCUAGUAAAGGAAUUGCUCGGACAAAGAAGGUUGCAUCAAGCGUUGACUAAUGUGGUUAUCCCAACUUUUGAUAUCAAGAAUCUUCAGCCUGUUCUCUUUUCUACUUAUAUGGUCCCAGUUGCUAAAGAAUUGGACGUGUUGCUGUCAGACAUAUGCAUAGGCACGUCUGCAGCUCCAACGUUCCUACCAGCGCAUCAUUUUGAAAACAAAGAUGAUCAGGGCAAUGUCAAAGAAUUCAACCUCAUUGAUGGUGGUAUUGCUGCCAAUAAUCCUUCAUUAGUGGCAAUAAGCGAAGUGACAAAACAAAUAGUGAAGAGCAACCCGAAUUUCUUCCCGAUAAAGGCCACGGAUCGUGAACGGUUGCUGGUGAUAUCGUUAGGGACUGGAUCCGACAAGGUAGAGCAGCUCUAUAAUGCUAAAAGCGCAGCAAAGUGGGGAAUUAUUUCAUGGUUAUUUGACAAUGGUAAUACUCCACUACUUGAUGCUUUUAAUCAAUCAAAGGCUGAUAUGGUCGAUUUCCACAAUUCUGUGGCCUUUCAAGCAUAUGGUUCUCUUGACAAUUAUCUUCGCAUCCAAGAUGAUACACUAAAGGGAGUAUCAGCAUCAGUCGAUGUGGCAACCACAGAGAAUUUGGCAAAUCUUGUCACAAUUGGAAAGGCACUCUUGAAAAAGCCAGUAUCCAGGAUUAAUUUCGAUACGGGUAGAUAUCAACCUAUCCCUAAUGGAGGGACCAAUGAGGAAGCCUUAAUUAGGUUCGCGAAACUCCUUACCGAGGAAAAGAGCAGACGCGAACAAUAUCGGACGAACCGAAGUGACUAAUAUCACAUUUUUUAAACCCAUGUUUCAAUGGAUACUAUGAUUAUAUAGUAUAUAUAUAUGUAUACAAUACAUCAUGAUCUGGAAAAAAACUUACGCUCGAUUUAUGAUAAAUAAAUUUGUCAAACCAUGUAGCUCUCACAAAAUCUGUAAUAUUUAAUGAAUUUUAGUAUGCGUAGAUAUGGCCUAUGG